This is a messenger RNA of Brugia malayi, 801 nucleotides long. RefSeq lists its product as uncharacterized. The coding region runs from base 1 to 801 and encodes 266 amino acids. The record is from RefSeq and is a predicted model, not a curated record. The transcript has 8 exons. NCBI's taxonomy places the organism in Eukaryota, Metazoa, Nematoda, Chromadorea, Rhabditida, Onchocercidae.
AUGACAAGUUCCGAAUCUAUGCAAGAUCGAUUAGGCAAAACGAAAGUAACAGCAGCAUUUUUCAAAAAAUUAGGUGAAAAAUUAAGAAAUUAUCAGCGAUAUCAGAAACCAAUCCAACUUUCCGGGCAAUCAAUCACUCAUUCUUCUUCGCUUGAUUUGAAUAGUAAUAUUAGACGUUCGAUGGAACCGAUAGCACCGGAAGAAAUACAAAGUACUGAAAAAAAUUUCGCUCAGCAAAUUGCUGAAGAAAAAUCAAAUUUGAAAGAAAAAAAGCAACAAAUUCAAAAGGACAAUAGAAAAGAUAGGAAUGGAAGAAAGAAGAAAUUAGAAGAUAAUAAAAAAAUGAAAAAUCAAAGUAAACAAGAAAAUAAUGAAUUAAUUGAGAAGAAGAAAAAGACGAAAAAAAGGAAAUCAAUGAGUUCCGAGAAUAUUUCACUUAAACGCGAAGAUAAUUCUAAAUGUUUGACUGAACAAUCAAAACGUUCGAAUUCAGCAACGACUAUCAGCAAACAGUCACAAAGUGAUGAACAGAGUUUGACUGAAAGUAUUUCAAGCUCAAAAUCGUUAAAAUCAAGCACAAAAUCAAUCAGUCAAUUUGAUGAUGGCAUAAAAACUAAUUUUAACCUUGGCAACAAUAACAUAUUAUCUAUUUUAAAAUCCAGGAGUGAUCCGGAUGCAAUUAUUUAUGAUUUGCAAAAUCCAAAUGGCUGUAAAAUACAUUUGGAAAAAAUGGCUAAUCGAGCGAUGUUAUUAUCAGUGGAUGAUACUGGCAAACGUCUUUAUAUUAGCUGCAAUUUCUAA